This is a messenger RNA of Mustela erminea (ermine), 2384 nucleotides long. It is a transcript of the gene NAGPA, whose product is annotated as N-acetylglucosamine-1-phosphodiester alpha-N-acetylglucosaminidase. Bases 44 to 1753 code for a protein of 569 amino acids. The transcript is spliced from 11 exons. Lineage: Eukaryota; Metazoa; Chordata; Mammalia; Carnivora; Mustelidae. The record is from RefSeq and is a predicted model, not a curated record.
GUCACGUGGGGCAGUCCCACGUGAUCGGAGGCCCUGUCCCAACAUGGCGGCCUCCAUGGGUCGCUGGCUUCUCUUCCUCGUUGAGCUGCUUGGCUUCCUCACGGAGGAGACCAGCGGCCUCGACUGGGGGGCCUCCCGAGACGACGACUUGCUGCAGCCCUACUCCCGCGCGCGCGCGCGCUCCGCCCGGGACUGCUCAAGGGUGCGCGCCGGAAGCCGAGACCACGAGAGCUGGCUACCUACCCCGGCGACCCCCGGCACCCGCGGCCCAUCGGUGCGCACCUUCGUUUCGCACUUCGCAGACCGCGCGGUGCCUGGCCACCUGACGCGGGUGGCAGAGCCCCUGCGCACCUUCUCGGUGCUGGAGCCCGGUGGGUCCGGCGGCUGCGCUUCGAGGCGCCGCGCCACGGUGGAGGAGACGGCGCGGGCGGCUGGCUGCAGAGUCGCCCAGAACGGCGGCUUCUUCCGCAUGAACACCGGCGAGUGCCUGGGGAACGUGGUGAGCGACGGGCGCCGGGUGAGCAGCGCCGGGGGGCUGCAGAACGCGCAGUUCGGGAUCCGCCGCGACGGGACCCUGGUCACCGGGUACCUGUCUGAAGAGGAGGUGCUGGAAACUGAGAAUCCAUUUGUGCAGCUGCUGAGUGGGGUCGUGUGGCUGAUACGCAACGGAAGUGUGUACAUCAACGAAAGCCAGGCGACCGAGUGUGAUGAGACGCAGGAGACAGGUUCCUUUAGCAAAUUCGUGAAUGUGAUGUCAGCCAGGACAGCUGUGGGACAUGACCGGAAAGGGCAGCUGGUGCUCUUCCACGCAGAUGGGCAGACGGAGCAGCGGGGCAUUAACCUGUGGGAGAUGGCGGAGUUCUUGCUGAAACAGGACGUGGUCAACGCCAUCAACCUGGAUGGAGGGGGUUCCGCCACCUUUGUGCUCAACGGGACCUUGGCCAGUUACCCAUCAGAUCACUGCCAGGACAACAUGUGGCGCUGUCCACGCCGCGUGUCUACUGUGGUGUGUGUGCAUGAGCCCCGCUGCCAGCCACCUGACUGCAGCGGCCACGGGACCUGUGUGGAGGGUCGCUGCCAGUGCACGGGACACUUCUGGCAGGGCGCGGCCUGCGACAAGCUGGACUGUGGCCCCUCCAACUGCAGCCUACACGGGCUUUGCACAGAGACUGGCUGCUGCUGUGAAGCUGGAUGGACAGGCUCCAACUGCAGUGAAGCUUGUAGCAAUGGCUCCUUCGGGGCAGACUGUGCCAUGAAGUGCAGGUGUCAGAACGGAGCUGCCUGUGACCCCGUCCAGGGAACCUGCACCUGUCCUCCUGGCUUCACUGGAGACACCUGCGAGCAGGAGUGUCCCCUCGGCUGGCACGGGCCAGGCUGCCAGAUGCCUUGCAAGUGUGAGCACCAGUGUCCCUGUGACCCCCAGACUGGCAACUGCAGCCUGGCCCAGGCACCAGCCCUUACCAGCAUCUUCUCCCAAGUGAAACAGUGUCUUCGGCCAUCUGAGACCACCCCGAGAACAGGAGAACUCUCCCUUCUCACCGGGACCGCCUGGCUGGCCCUCACCCUGGCCCUAGUUUUCCUUCUGCUGAUCAGCACGGUGGCGAACGUGUCCUUACUCCUUGGCUCGAGGGCAGAGCGGAGCCGGCACCUGGAUGGGGCCUACGUUUACCACCCACUGCAGGAGAUGAACGGGGAGCUUCUGGCCACAGAGAAGGAACAGCAGGGUGACGCCCACAACCCCUUCAAGGACUGACGCCUCCAGCCGUCCGCCAUGGCCUGCUCUGAAAGCUCACUUCAACACGGCCUCGUUUCUGCAAGGGAAGCCUCAAGGCCGCUGGUCCUCUGGGUGCUCUCCGCCCCGGUGCCAAGCCAAGCUUCUGAUAGCACCUGUGCCUCAGCCCCUCACCUGGCCCCAGGCCCUCCCCUGGUCGCCUGCCAUGACACACGCAACCCAAUACCAUGCUCCCCAGAGAGAGACUGCCUCCUUCCCUGCCUGCCUGUGUCUGCUGCCUGGGUGGCCUGUCAACCGAGGGCCUGCUGUGCUGCCAAAGAGCCUCUGGCCUCCUGAGGCAGAGGCCGCUAGCGAUGGGACGCCCCGUGACUGCACCGUGACUGAGUGGCAGGGGCCAGCCAGCCCUCCUGGACAGGGAUGGAUUACAGAGACGAUGGUCACGUCACGGGAUCCUUCUCUACAGACCUCAUUGCAGAAUUUGCCAAUUAGAAUUCUACUUCCUAUCACAGGGAGCUCCUUCGAAGGGGCGGGGGAUGGAAUCAUGUUUACAAGCUUUCUAUUUUGGUACCCUGCCACAGAGAGAGGGUUUUUUUUUUAAUCACUUGAAUAAAUUGAUGUAAUAAAAGGAGCCCCCCAGGUGGCAACUAAAGCC